Messenger RNA from Lampris incognitus (smalleye Pacific opah), 2749 nucleotides. RefSeq names its product transmembrane channel-like 4 (gene tmc4). Gene Ontology annotation, molecular function: mechanosensitive monoatomic ion channel activity. Lineage: Eukaryota; Metazoa; Chordata; Actinopteri; Lampriformes; Lampridae. The record is from RefSeq and is a predicted model, not a curated record. Bases 1 to 2073 code for a protein of 690 amino acids. Gene Ontology annotation, cellular component: plasma membrane. The transcript has 16 exons.
AUGGCAAGUGAGCUGCAAAGACGAGGCUCUGCUGUGUCAGCCAGGGCAAAUGGUCGUCCUGAUGGUCAGCUAUCGCUACGGUUACAGAGGGUUGUGUCUGUGCCGUCCAAUCAGAAUCCCCCACAGUUCAACUGGAGCUCCAGCCCCGCAGAGCAGGAUGACCAAGGUGACUCUGAACCACCCACGGACAUCAGGAGCCUGCCUAUGCCCAUGGCCUUGAAAAGAGCUGUCUGGCAUGUGCAGCAAAUGCAAGUGCCCGUGGUCUCCAGUUGGCAGUCCUGGAAACGGAGCAAGGCCAAAUCCUUGCACAGGUCCAAAGACACCGCCAGAGGAUUUCUGUCCUUUUUUGCACUGUGGAGGAAAUCCUUGAACAAGAUAGGAGGAAACUUUGGAGGUGGUGUCCAGUCUUACUUCUUGUUCCUGCGCUUCUUGGUGAUCCUCAAUUUCUUCUCAUUCUUGCCUAUUGCUGGGUUUGUCCUCGUCCCUAGCAUUGUGUUCAGAUUCACCAACACCAGCCAUGUCAACAUCACCGGUCCAGAACAAUGCACGUUUUAUGAUCCUAAUCCUCAGGGUUUGGUGGUGUUCUACAAUUACUUCCUCGAUGUUCUUUCAGGAACGGGCAUCAUGGAGUACACCUACCUGUUUUAUGGCUACUACAACAACACAAUGGUAGAAGACAGCAGCUUCUCCUUCAACAUCCCCCUGGCCUACCUGCUGACCACCGUCUUCUACUUCGCCUUCUGUCUCGUCUGUAUUAUUGCACGCAUGGGGGCUGCGGUCCGUGUUGCCGUGGCAACGGGAGGCAGUGCUGUCGGCAGUUACAGCAAGAUAGUGUUAACCGGCUGGGACUACAGUUGCCUAGGAGACAGAACCACCAAACUGAAGCAGAAAAACAUCCUUUACCAGCUACAGGUGGACCUGGAGGAGGAGAGGAUAAAGAAAAAAGCAGCCUCUCUGACCUUACUUCAAAAAGUACUUGUAUACUCACUUCGCAGUUUUCUGGGUCUUGUUGCUUUCAGUCUCAUCGCAGCAGCCUUCUAUUGCAUCGUCCAGGCUACUGUCUUCAGCCAGAGCAGGAGCGGGGAGGAAGGAAUCCUCGGUUUGAUCUUCGAGUACCUGCCCUCCAUCGUUAUCACCGCUGGGAACUUCCUGGUUCCUCUCCUGUGCGACCAGAUCGCUCUGCUCGAGAGAUAUGCCCCCAGCACCACUAUCAUAGUGGCACUGUUAAGGUCAGUUUUCCUGCGGCUGGUCAGUUUGGGUGCCGUCCUGUUUUCCCUGUGGAGUCAGAUCACCUGUGAUGGUGGCAUCACUCGAGGAAAGUGUGACUUGUGCCAGUACAACCACAAGGCCUUCCCGUGCUGGGAAACACGGGUCGGACAGGAGAUGUACAAGCUAACGCUGUUUGACUUCCUCAUAACCGUGGCUGUCCUCAUACUGGUGGAGUUCCCGCGCAGGUUGGUGGUAGACAGCUCGUCCAGCAAGCUGGUGCAGUGGGUGGGACGCCAGGAGUUCCUAGUUCCCGCCAAUGUGCUCGCACUGGUGUACAGUCAGACGGUGGUCUGGACGGGGGCUAUGUUUUGCCCUUUGCUGCCAUUCAUCAGCACCGUCAAGUUUGUGAUCCUCUUCUACUGCAAGAAGAUCACACUGUUCAAUAACUGCCGUCCUGCGAUGAAAACGUUUCGCUCCACCUCCUUCACCUUCUUGGUGGUGCUACUUAUUGGCUGGAGCCUGGGUUUGCUUGUCUUGAUCUACAGUCUGUCUGAGAUCCAUCCGUCUAUGAGCUGUGGGCCGUUCCGCUCGUUCUCUACUAUGUGGACAGUUGUUCCAGCCUCCUUCUAUAGCCUCUCUCAAACUACACGGGAGUUUCUCUUCUUCAUCGGCUCCCACGCAUUCUCCAUUCCUCUGUUUGCCUUCUUUUGUGUGGUUUUGUGUUACUUCAUAGCCUUAGCCUCCGUCUAUGGGAAAAGUGUUGAACUGCUAAAAACUCAGCUUAAACUGGAGGGUCGUGACAAGCAGUUCCUGGUCAAACAGAUUGAAGAGCUGAGCCGGAAACUCCGAAGUCCAAAUAAUUAAUCUGGGGGAUGAACUAAAACAUUGAAAUGCAACACCAUGUUGGAUUUCUCCCCCAACUCCUUUAUUUAACUUCCUCUAUAUCAGCAAGUGUUACAUGUCUGCUGCGACCUCCAGUUCUUGAUCACCGUGAGACAGAGUAGCGGCUGGUGGAUGAUUUCACUGAGGAGGCACACACACACACACACACACACACACACACACACACACACACACACAUAGUCGCAAGGUUUGUCAGUCUUUCUUGCCCACGUGUGUUGUGCUCUUGACAUAUUCGUCAUGUCUUCAAAUCCGUUUGAAAUCCAAGGAUUAUUACUCGAGGAUGAGUCUGCUUCGUCAAACAACAUGUGCAUGGCCAACCAAACCGUUUUCCCAGUGCUCCCGAGCCUGCCAGCCAUUCUAAGUACUAUCAGGUGAUCCUGCACCUGCAGUCUUCUGGAUUAUAUUCAGUUUAGGAGUUGGUCUUCCGUUAUUUUUUAUUUGUAGCUGGUGUUCAAAUUUUAAUCUCCAAGAUUUAUUGGCAAAUAGGUAUUGCAGUAUAUCCCACUCCAUUGCUAGGCAUGCCUUUGAGCUAGCUUUAGCUGGCUACACAGUGCAUAACUAGUCCAAUGACUUCCGGGUUCUACUGCAGCGGUCAUACCCGUUUCCUGUUUGUAGGCGUGUGCUAUUGACGAUGGCA